AUGGAAAACAGUACUGUUUCCUUUUACUUUAACCUCACCAUGUUUGUGAACAUUGGAUACUACCGCUACCCUGUCUUUGUUUUUUUCCUCCUGAUCUACAGCUUUAUUUUAUUUGCUAAUCUUGUCAUAAUACUGGUGAUAUUCCGAGAGAGAACACUACACAUGCCCAUGUAUAUGUUUAUUGCAUGUUUAUCUGUCAACUCUCUGUAUGGUUCUACUGGUUUCUUUCCCAGAUUUCUCAUGGACCUUUUGUCUGAUACUCACAUGAUCUCACGUACUGCUUGUUUCACUCAGAUUUAUGUAAUAUACACAUAUGCGUCCCAUGAAUUCCCCAUUCUUGGCAUUAUGGCAUAUGAUAGAUAUGUUGCUGUAUGCCAUCCUUUACACUAUCACAGAAAGAUGACAUCCCAAACCGUUUGGAAAUUGGCAGUAUUUGCUUGGAUUUGUCCAGCCUUUUUUAUUUCAGUAUGCAUUUAUCUGUCUUCCCGGCUUCCUUUAUGUGGUAAUGAGAUAAAAAAAGUUUUUUGUGCCAUCUGGAAUAUAACAAAAUUAUCAUGUGUUACCAUUGUUGUCAACAACAUUGUAGGUAUGCUUGUGACUGCUACAGCUUCACUUCCCCUUCUGUAUGUCUUAUACACCUAUUUGCGAAUUGUACUUGUUUGCUGGAAAAGCUCGGCAGAAUUCAAAGGGAAAGUAUUUCAGAGCUGUCUGCCACAUGUUGUUUCAUUUGUGAUUUAUUCUAUUGUAUCAUUUAGUGAUAUUGCCUUGAGCCGAUACAAUAUAGAAGAGAUAAAUCCAUAUCUGUCUGUUAUUCUGUCACUGGAGUUUGCUGUUAUUCCUCCAAUUCUGAAUCCUCUUGUGUAUGGCCUUAAAUUACCAGAAAUUAGAAAGCACAUUUUAAAGAUGUUAUUGAGGGAUUGA
This is a messenger RNA of Anarrhichthys ocellatus (wolf-eel), 921 nucleotides long. Its product is annotated as olfactory receptor 10A6-like. The coding region runs from base 1 to 921 and encodes 306 amino acids. Gene Ontology annotation, molecular function: odorant binding; G protein-coupled receptor activity; olfactory receptor activity. Lineage: Eukaryota; Metazoa; Chordata; Actinopteri; Perciformes; Anarhichadidae. The transcript has a single exon. Gene Ontology annotation, cellular component: membrane. The record is from RefSeq and is a predicted model, not a curated record. Gene Ontology annotation, biological process: G protein-coupled receptor signaling pathway; detection of chemical stimulus involved in sensory perception of smell.